AUGACUGAAUGCCAUCAACACUUUACCAAGUUGCAACGUCUUAUGAUUAAAGACUGGCUUGGUCAAUUAGUGCCCGAUAAGAAGAGCAAAUCUGAUUCGGAUGAUUUACAUUUAUUACUCAAGGAUGGAGUUGUUCUUGUCAAAUUAAUUUGUAAUAUUGCAAACAUUAAUCCAAGAGACCAUUUGGCUUCCAUUUCAUUGGAACCACAGGGAAAUUCAACUCUCAUUGAAAAUAAUAUUCAAUUCUUCCUAGAUAAAUGUAGAGAAUUGUUUAAUAUUGACCCCGAGUGGAAUGUCUCGACACUUGUAAAUAACUUAGAUAUUCAUGCUAUUUGUGACACGUUUUACAAAAUUUCAGAAUUAUUGGAAAGACACUCCUAUGAAGGACCACUUCUUUCAACUCAUAAGAGAAUGAAGUCAUCCUCUUCUUCAUCUGGUAAUAGGGAUAAUAGACUUUUCAAAACCAGCUCAAUUAUUGAAGAAUUAAAGCAAGUGAGUGUUGGAUUUGUUCUCUCACGACUCACUACAGAACUCAAUAAGAAUGACCCAGAAUAUAUUUCUACACUUGCGUCGAUAUUUAAAUUUAAAGAUUUGACUUGGUGCCAAGAUUUUUCAAACAUGGGAGGCGUCACACUUAUUGGUAAAAUCAUUGCAAAACUGAAUUAUGUUUACAGAACACAAAAACACAAAUUCAUACAGGGAAAUUACAUUUACUGUUUACUGAUAUUGUUGGAGAAGGAAGUCUUUGCUCCAUUCACAAAUGCUGACUCUGUUGCCUUUAUUUCCUCACUCACAAAGCUGAUAGAUAAGAAGGAAAGUUUAGUAACCCGAAAGUACAUUCUAGAUAUUCUAUUCCUCAUUUGUAAUCAUUCUGAGGAGGGUUUUUGGAUUGUUUUAACUGGAUUUUUUGAAACAUUUAAAACGAAACAUACAAAAACUUUGAAACAUCCAUUCGAUGAAAUGUUAGAUUCAAUGGCCUGGCAAAGAGAUGAUCUCUAUAGAGCAAAAGUCUUUUCUCUCAUCAGUUCAAUGGUUUCAUGUCCACAGGAUGGAUUCGUAAGAGGAAGAAUGUUAUCCACAUUCAAAAAUCUUGGAAUUGAAAAUAUAAUUACUUCAAUAGAGAAUAGUCACAAUGUAACCAAUCCAGUGGAUAGUUUUUUGAGAGAAAAGAUGAAAGAGUUUGAGGAGGUGUCAAAGAAAAAUUCACAACAACCUACAACAAUCAAUAGUUCUGACUCGGUUCAAAGUUUAAAAUGUCUCUUCCUUGACUUGGGAAUUGAUAAUCCUUCUGGAAUUUUCUUCUUACUGGAAUCAAUCAAAAGAAAACAGAAUAGUCAACCAAUUACAUCUGAAAGCUCAAUGACUAUUAGUGAAGAAAACGAAUAUAGAAUGCUUCAAAAGCUUGUGCGUUUACAAAAACGAAAGUUGGAUAAACUUGAGGACAACCUUAAAGAAAAGGAAAAAAUUUCAACAGAAAAGUUUUCACUUUCAGAAGAAGAAAUCAAAUCAAUGAAUGAUCUUGUGGAGAUAACAGAUCUCAAAUUGAAACUUUCCAACAUUUUGAAAGAUGUAACUUCAAAGGAAAAGGAAUUGAAAACCAUAAUUUUACCUUCUAAACCAGAGGAUUUGAGUAAAGUAAUCAAACAAAUCAUAACGGAAUCGAGUGAUGAAUUUUUGAUGGCUUGCAAACGGACUGUGCUUGAGCAAUGGUCUGAUAUUUUGAACAAAUUCGAUGAAAUUUUAGAAAAGAUUAUCACCAAGAGUAAUAUUCUAUCAUUCGGAGAAAAGUCAUCAAAGAAACAAAAACAAACAUCAAAGGAACAAAAACAAUGUCAAAAAACACCACACACAGAAAUGAUCUUAUCAAUUUUGGACAUGUCUUUGAUGAUUGUAAAAAACACAAAAAUCGGAUAUUCUCAGUAUAGUUCUUUGGAUAGACUUACAUAUUUACUCAACUCUGAAAAUUUGGACAUUUUGCAUUUAGUUUUACAAAUUUGCUUAUCAUGUUUCAAAAAGAAUAGUAUGAUUUCUAAAGGAGUUGUUGAGCAUCCACCUACCUUUAUUCAUAAAUUAAAUUUUAUUGCUAAGGGGUACGGAAAGGAUUCUACUCAAUUUUGCUAUGAUGAAACUAUUUCUGAUGAAACUCUCAAGUUGGGAACCUCUGUCAAGUUUAAAGUUGUGACUGAAGAUCUUGAACAUGAAUUUAGAUCUGAGGAAUUGCAAGAAGAAGAACUUGUUAUUGAGGAUGUAAAGAAAACAGCACCAGAUGCUUUAACACUUUGGAAUGAUCUAAUCAAAAAGGAAGGCUCUAUUGUCAGCAAGCUUACUAUCAACAAAAAGUUUGACUUGUGGACGCGAAUUCGUAUGGCCUAUGCAUUCUAUAACUUGGAAACUAGAAGAAAGUUCCUAGUCAGUAGAUUCAAUUCAUUCUCAGUGUUAUUGUAUGUUUCAAAGAAGGACUUAACUUCUCUUGAAAUCAUUCCAGAAGUGAGCAAAAGUAUUGAAAAAGACAAACGUGGAGAACUUAAACUUCCAAAGGAAGUUGCUAUAAGUUUGCUUGAGUUCUAUAUUUCUAUAUCUGUAUUCAAGAGUUCUAGAUUACAAACUGCUGCUCUUCAAACUUUAACACUGACCACAAAUAUUUACAGUGGUCUUCUUCAAGGUUGGCUUCAAAAGUUAAUUAAUGUUUAUGUAAACGGAGAAGUCACAGACCCUUCAGAUUACAUUACAGAUAGAUUGUAUUUAGAAACACUUUUGGACUUAUUUGUUUCUAUUUCUAGAACAGCAAAUGGUUCAAAACAUUUAAAUGACUCUGGGAUUGCUAAUGAGAUUACUACUUUACUUUAUGCAAAAGAUGAGUUGGUAGUUAUGAAAUGUAUUUCUAUUGUAGAAUUAUUCUUGGAUCCAAAGUCUGGAGUACAAACAGCACCUACAGUACUUUCUGAUUGCAUUAAAUUGUUUUCAGAUAUUAUUGAGGUAUCUCAAUCCAAAAUUACUAAGUUGGAAGAAUCCAACACUGAAAAGUCAGAUGGUUCAUCCAAUACAAUUGUAUUCAAAGUACUCAGCCCAUAUCAAUCUCCAACUCUUUCAAGUCUUUUGAGAAUUAUUUCCAGUGCCUAUUCAAGACACGAUACAACUAAUACAGAAAUACUGGAAGAAAGGCAAAUGAAUAAUAUCAACUUUGUUGUAAAGAAUUACACUUGGUUUGGUCCAGCAAAUUUUGCUUGCAUUAUUGAUUUAAUAUACACUUUGAUUGCAAAGGAUGUUGCUAACAUUUCAAUUAUUAGAAGCUUUGGAACAUUUGAUUUGAUUUUGGAUAUUGCUAAAAAUGGGGUUCCUCCUUAUGCCAAAGUUUUACACAAUAUUUUACUUUUAAUUAACUCACUUUGCCUCAAUCAAGAUUUCAGGGAAAAGCUUGCUUCAGAUGACACUUUCUACAAUUAUUUGAGGAUUUUCUUGAAUGAAAAGUAUUCGAAGGCAAUCAAGAAAGAUGUCGGUUUUUCAAUUGGUUCUGAAAUUGCUGCCUUGUCCAAAACUUAUCCUGCCUUGAAGGAAAAUAUUGUAAAUUCAGUUGUAAAAAUUAUGAAUGAACUCUUAGAAAAGCUAGAGCAAGCAAACUUGGAAGAAGGAAAGAAUGGCCAUCCUAUUUUCAUGUUGGCUUCCCAGUUUGUAUUGGCCAUUGGUAUUAUUGUACAUGAUAAUGCUACUCUCUUCGUUGAUAAGGGAUUUUUCCCAGUGUUGUUGAAGAUUACAGAUUUGUCUCUUGUGCCAUCUACUCAAAACGCCAUCGAACCAAUGAGAUAUAUUGUGGUAUUCAAGGAUUUAAUUAGAAGCCAUAGUACUUUGGUGUAUGAAGGGAUGUCCGAGAUUUUAAACUCCAAGCUGGGUGCAUUGAAUGCAGGAGAAUUGGAAUUUGAGAAAUUCAGUACUAUUAAGACUAUUUUCGCUCUUACAACUAUUAUUGAAAUUAUGAGUAAUUGCUUUGAACAAUCAGAAGAUUCAUUUGUGGAAGUAUGGAAAAAUAAGAAAGGUGAUGUUUUAACUGAUUUAGCACGUUUGGAAUCAAAAGUUAGACUCUAUAUUGCCAAAUCCAAGCCUCAAAUUUUGAAGGAUGAAAUUGCAGCCCUUAAGAGAAAGAAACCUAUUGUCUCUGAAGAAAAGACUCUGGACACAUCUACAACAUCCAUUACUUCUAGCUCCUCAGCUGCCUCCUCUUCUGCUGAAACUAAACCUGUUGAGGAAACUCAAGAAGAGAUUGGUGCCAGAUCAUUGAGAAAGUUUAACAACAAUACCAUUAGCUCAUAUUUGACCCUAAUUUUCAGAUUUUAUCAAUCUCUUCAAAGAGCUAUUUUCGAGCUUAUUGAACAUGAUGGUCAAGCAGAAUCUAUUUUGAAAGCCAAAGAGAUUGCUGGCCUUUUAGUUCAAAAUUUCUCAGUCUCUGUUACAGAAGCUCAAAAGGUUCUCAAUGAUGAAAACCUUUCCUGGACAGUCAAGGCUGCUCAUGUACAUUCUUUAAUGACAUUAAUUUAUAGUGUUGUUAUCAGUGAAACUUAUAGAAAUUUGAAUACUCUUGUACUUGACAAUAUGCUUAGUAAGGGUGUUAUUGAUUCUAUCAUGAAGCUUUAUGUUGAUCUUGUAAAUUUAAUCUUGUCACAAGAUGUCAAAAAACCAAGCAAACCAGAAUCAGCCGAUCCUAUCUAUCUUUUUGAAUAUGAAUCAAGUGAAUAUGGUAUUGCUUCUGCAUGUUUGGAAGAUUUUACAGCAUUCCUCCAAAAGAUUACAUCAGCCAACUACGCUGCUCAAUCACCAAUAACUGCCAAAUUGUUUGCUCUUGAUGGUUUCAAAGUUUCUGAGCUCACCACUAAAGUCCAAAAGAAGGUUGCUGGAGCUGUUGCCAAGGUAUGGAAUCAUGAGAAUAUUGAGAAGGGCAGUACUACAUUCUUGAUUUGUCUCAUCAAUGUUGUUGGUCAUAUUAUCAAGGGAUGUGAUACAAGCAAGAAGGAAACUUCACCUGUUAAAGAGGACGAAGAUAAGGUCAACCAAUUGAUGGAAAUGGGAUUUACUCAAAAAGAUGCUCGUGCCGCUCUCAGAGGUGCCAAUAAUGAUGUAAUGGUAGCUGCAGAGUGGAUUCUCAACAAUACCAUUCCAAAAGAGGUUGAAGAAGAGGAGGAGGAAGAAGAUGAAGACGAAUUAAGUAAAGCUAUUAGAAUGUCUAUGGUAGAAUCUGGAAUGAUGAACGAUGAAGAGGACAAGACAGAUUAUUCAGUCGUUCUUGAAGAAGAGAGUGAUAAAUGGCUCACCGCUAGACUUUUUACCAAGGGUUUAGCCUAUGCCUGUAUUGAUGUGCUCAGUAUAUUUGCUAAGAAGAAGGAUACAUUGAAGGAUUUCGUAGUGAAUGCUGCAAUUGAAAGACUUACAAAUGAACCAAAGAAUGCAUCUAAUGCUCAAACUAUUGAACAAAUUCUCUUGAAUAUUGUCUGUGAUAAGGAUAACACAAAAUCCAUCAUGAGAAACAUUUUGAAGAGAAGACAUCCAAAGACUGCAGGUAGUCGUCUUACAGUUCGCUUGUUCCUUGCUGAAAAUGCCUCUCUGAUUGAGAGAAAUCCAUCCAUUUUCUUUGGGCUUGUCAAGGAAAUGUUCCAAAUCAAUAGAAACAGAUUUAUUGAGACAAAGGAUGCUCCUACUGAAGAAGCUGCAACACAGUCAUCCUCUUCAAAUGGUGAGACUGCCAAGACUUUACUGUACAAACUUGUUUCAUACAUUAUUGAAAAACCAAAAGAAUCUAGAAUCUAUUUGGAAGUUUUAGGCACCUUUGUUAGUGCUUGUGAUUUGUAUGAAAGCCUCAUUGAAUAUACCAAUGAUAAUUUGGAUUCCAAUAUGAAGGGAGAUAAUAAGUUUAUUCACUUCCUUCUUACUUCUUUCAUGGAUCCACAAAGUACUGUUGGUGGUACUUCUCUGCUUAUUGAAAUUUGCUCAAAGAAACCACAUUUGGUAUUCAAUGAAAUUUCAAAUAUUUUGCAAAUAGAAAGUUCACAUAAGAUAAUAACCUUCAUCGGUUCAUUCCUCCUUCAAUUGGCUCUUUCAGUUUCUAACCCUAAUCAUUUGGCAAUUUUGAUGAUCAAGUAUGAUAUUCUCAGACUAUUAAUUGCUUCAUCUGAGAGAAUUGAUUCUCAAAAAGAAGCCGUCAUGCAUCUUAUCCUUAGUGUUGUACAAAAGUUUGUCGAAUCCACUCCAAAGAAUUAUAUCAUUACCAAAUCCAAAAAUUCAUCGGCUGCCACUUCUGAAUCCAACAAUACUGCUUCAACUACUGAAUCCAACAAUGAUGCUAGCUCAAGUGAACAAGCACCAAGUGACGAAGAACAAGUUAAUACUCUUGAGUUAACCAGAGAGAGACAAUUAGCCCUUUCUCGUAUUGUUUAA
Messenger RNA from Naegleria gruberi, 6420 nucleotides. Its product is annotated as E3 ubiquitin protein ligase UPL1. Gene Ontology annotation, molecular function: protein binding. The record is from RefSeq and is a predicted model, not a curated record. The transcript has 6 exons. Bases 1 to 6420 code for a protein of 2139 amino acids. NCBI's taxonomy places the organism in Eukaryota, Heterolobosea, Eutetramitea, Acrasida, Naegleriidae.